Molecule: messenger RNA, 2072 nt
Organism: Gossypium arboreum
Lineage: Eukaryota; Viridiplantae; Streptophyta; Magnoliopsida; Malvales; Malvaceae
Exons: 3
Coding region: 437-703 (88 amino acids)
Source: RefSeq, a predicted model, not a curated record
CUGGAGUCUAUUAAAACAUCCUCUUAAGUUGGAUUGGAUGACCUAUCCCAUUUUUGAAAUUAAAAUAUGAGUGGAUGAUAAGGAUAACUCAAUCAAUCCAGAUUUGAAGUAGAAACCAUUAUUUUAUCAGCCCAUGAUUCAACCGACCCAGUCCAAUUCCACACGUGUGAAUAUAAACAUCGAGUUUGUCUGAAGAUGACGAAUAGAAAAAUUUGUCGAACACAGUGGACGGAGAAACCGCUGCAGAUCUAUCGCCUUCAAUACCGCAAAAGGGGAUCAAGAACUUAGACCAAUUCUUCUUUAUGUUUAUAUGAUUUUUUUUUUUUGUAAUUAUACAUAUAAUUUAUAGUUAUAGAUCCAAGAAUCUCAUCUUCUUCUUUUUUAUUUGUUUUUCAGAAAAUAUAAAUUAACGAGAAUGAAAUUAGUAAUUAAAUGAAUGAGAACCCCGCCUUGUUUGCUAUCUCUAACUUUAGAUUCUGCUGUCCAUAACCUUUCCAAUAUCACUGAUCUCUCUCCUCUUCCUGAUCACAUUCUCAUCGAACUCUUCUUGCAGAGAACAUUGAGAGCUGGAAAGCUAACCGAGAGAGUUCUUAAGCUGUUCAUAGCUACUGGCAAGGACGAGGUCUUCUCACUUAUCCAGGCACUCAACAUUCAAGUUACAGUUACCCCUGUCCUUCCUACCAGAUGCUCCAAGAAAUUCUGAGAUUAGUUUAAUCAGUGGAAUACACAGUAGCUUGGUCUAAAGAGUAACGAAGCUGAUUUUAAGAGGCUUGAGUAUUCUGAAUUCUGUUGACGUUUGUAUUUGGCAAGAUGUCUCUAUCAAUUAAGGAUGAUGAGAUUGAUAUUGUUAUAGGAGCACUACGUCCUGACCUGACAUCUUUCAUGAGUGAGUGGAGGCCUAUAUUCUCUCGAUUUCAUCUCAUAAUUGUUAAAGACCCUGAUUUGAAAGAGGAGCUCAAAAUUCCAGAGGGCUUUAACCUUGAUGUCUAUAAGAAGCCUGACAUAGAUUGUCUUGUGGGUACUUCUACUUCAACCAUUUUCUCUGGCUAUUCAUGCCGGUAUUUUGGCUAUCUGGUUUCUCGGAAGAAGUACAUUAUCUCCGUGGAUGAUGACUGUUACCCGGCCAAGGACAAUAAAGGCAUUUUGGUGGAUGCUGUUGCCCAGCAUAUUACUAACCUUACAACCCCGGCCACACCAUUCUUUUUUAACACUCUGUAUGACCCUUUCACUGAAGGUGCAGAUUUUGUUCGUGGCUACCCAUUCAGUCUUCGGAGUGGGGUACAAUGUGCUUUGUCAUGUGGGCUAUGGCUUAAUUUAGCUGACUAUGAUGCACCUACUCAAGCCCUCAAGCCAGAAGAAAGGAAUUCCAGAUAUGUUGAUGCAGUUCUGACGGUUCCAGCUAGAACCCUGAUGCCUAUUAGCGGAAUCAACAUCGCUUUUAAUCGGGAGGUGAUUGGACCUGCCUUGCUUCCAUCUUUGAGGUUGGGUGGGGAAGGUAAGUUUAGGUGGGAAACAAUGGAAGACAUAUGGAGUGGGAUGUGUGUUAAGGUUGCAUGCGAUCACCUGGGACUUGGUGUGAAAAGUGGGAUGCCAUAUGUCUGGAGAAAUGAUAGAGGUGAUGCUAUAGCAAGCUUGAGAAAAGAAUGGGAGGGUGUGAAGCUGAUGGAGGAAGUCGUACCUUUCUUUCAGUCGGUGAGGUUGCCACGGGAAGCUACAACAACAGAGGACUGUGUAGCUGAGGUGGCAAAUGUUGUUAAAGAGCAGCUAGGAUCGAAAGAUCCCAUUUUUGCUCGUGCAGCUAAAGCCAUGGUGGAUUGGGUAAUGCUCUGGAAAUCAGUUGGAUCUAGCACAUCCUCACCAGGAGCAUAGGAUUAAGACAUGGUUAUAAUUUGUGCGUUUUUCCCUUUUGGUUUGCUAGAAUUAUUUCUAUCAUUCACUCUUCCAUGAUGGUGAUAUUACGUGGAAUAUCUGUUUGUAAUUGAGCUGCAACCUGAAUUGGUUUGCUUGCUAGUGAUAUUACGUGGUAAAACCGAACUUGAAGACUUUAGGCAACAUUUUAAGACAAUCUCUAA